Messenger RNA from Notothenia coriiceps (black rockcod), 1619 nucleotides. RefSeq names its product potassium voltage-gated channel subfamily A member 4-like. Lineage: Eukaryota; Metazoa; Chordata; Actinopteri; Perciformes; Nototheniidae. The record is from RefSeq and is a predicted model, not a curated record. Gene Ontology annotation, cellular component: axon; membrane; voltage-gated potassium channel complex. Gene Ontology annotation, molecular function: delayed rectifier potassium channel activity; protein binding. The transcript has a single exon. Bases 60 to 1619 code for a protein of 519 amino acids. Gene Ontology annotation, biological process: protein homooligomerization; potassium ion transmembrane transport; action potential.
CGACUCUCGGCGGGGACCUGCGCCACUCGGAGCUGGCGCUGCUCGGAUCCGAGGAGGACAUGAUGAUAGAGGAGGAAGAGGCCGAAGGAGCCGAGGAAGAGGAGGAAGAGGAGGACCGGGUUAGCAAGAGGUCCAGCUUUCUGUGUAACAUGGAUGAUGAGGAGACCGUUUCGCUCACUGACAGGCGUCCUCAGUCCGGAUACGAAAAUGUUUACAACGAGUGUGGCUGCUGCGAGAGAGUGGUCAUCAACGUGUCGGGGCUGAAGUUUGAAACUCAGCUCAAGACUCUCGCUCAGUUCCCGGACACGCUCCUGGGAGACCCUGACAGGCGAAUCAGGUACUUCGACCCGCUGAGGAACGAAUACUUCUUCGACCGCAACCGACCGAGCUUUGACGCCAUUCUUUACUAUUACCAGUCAGGGGGGCGUUUGAAAAGACCCGCAAACGUCCCAUUUGACAUUUUCUCCGAGGAGGUGAAGUUUUAUGAGCUCGGGGAAGAGGCAAUACUCAAGUUUCGGGAGGAUGAGGGUUUUGUGAAAGAAGAGGAAAAACCUCUGCCAGAGGACGAGUUCAAGCGCCAAAUUUGGCUGUUGUUUGAGUAUCCGGAGAGCUCGAGCCCUGCCAGGGGGAUAGCGGUGGUGUCCGUGCUGGUUAUAGUAAUUUCUAUUGUCAUUUUCUGCAUGGAGACGCUGCCGGAGUUUAGGGAUGAAAAAGAGUAUCUACAGCCACGACUCAACUCCACUCAACCUGAUCACGGAUUUACUCCUUUCAACGACCCGUUUUUCAUCGUGGAAACGGUUUGCAUCAUCUGGUUUUCCUUUGAGAUUACAGUGCGCUUCUUUGCGUGUCCGAGCAAACCGGUUUUCUUUAAAAACAUUAUGAACACAAUAGACAUUGUAUCCAUUUUGCCUUAUUUCAUAACUCUCGGCACGGACCUGGCGCAGCACCAAGAAAACGGGCAGCAGGCGAUGAGCUUUGCCAUCCUGAGAAUAAUCCGUCUGGUCCGGGUGUUCCGCAUCUUCAAGCUGUCCCGGCACUCUAAGGGGCUGCAGAUACUGGGCCACACUCUGCGAGCCAGCAUGAGGGAGCUGGCCCUCCUCAUUUUCUUCCUGGUCAUCGGUGUCAUCCUGUUCUCCAGCGCGGUGUACUUCGCAGAGGCGGACGAGCCCUCCUCGCAGUUCACGAGCAUCCCCGACGCGUUCUGGUGGGCCGUGGUGACCAUGACCACGGUGGGCUACGGGGACAUGAAGCCCAUCACUGUCGGUGGGAAGAUAGUUGGCUCCCUCUGUGCAAUAGCUGGCGUGUUAACCAUCGCGCUCCCGGUGCCGGUCAUAGUGUCCAACUUCAACUACUUUUACCACAGGGAGACGGAUAACGAGGACCAGGCGCCGGUGGUGGAGAGCUUGCCCCCGGGCUGCCCGUAUUUCCCGGACUUGUUAAGGAAGUGUAAAGGCUCGCCUUCUGGCUCCACGCUGGGGGACAAAGCGGAAUAUAUGGAGAUGGAGGAGGGGGUCACGGAGUCUCUUUGCGGGUUGGACAAGAGCCCAAGUAAAGGAAACGGCACAGACAUAGGCAGGAGAAACAGUACUAACUCAAAAUCCAUACAGACUGACGUGUGA